Molecule: messenger RNA, 750 nt
Organism: Capsella rubella
Lineage: Eukaryota; Viridiplantae; Streptophyta; Magnoliopsida; Brassicales; Brassicaceae
Exons: 1
Coding region: 1-750 (249 amino acids)
Source: RefSeq, a predicted model, not a curated record
AUGUGUUACACCAACUUUGAGUACAGUGUCUCUUUACGCCAGGAUUCAACCUCUCCACUUACUGCUGAGCUAACGUGCACUAAAUUCCUUCGCAAAAAAUUCCAUCUCUUCACAGACGAAACACACACGUUGUCUCUACCCGAUCAACCCAUCGAGCUUCAUACCAACUAUAUACCACUGAUCGAACCAAAUUACUCUACAAACACUCAAAUCGUCUUCGGCAUCGUUCGUCAUCCCAACAGAACCACCGUUAUAUCUAGACCAAGCAAGACCAAUGAUUGUUACUCACUAGACUACACCAGAAUCUCAGAUAUCAUGAGCAGCUUCGGCGUCAUCAACAAGCACUGUCGUUCCACUAUCUUGCGCGAGAUCGACAUGGCUGUAAAAUCAUCAUCGAGAGGCAGAGGAGUGGUUGAAAUCAAGAUUUGUAAGGUAAAGACUGAGGUAUAUGAAUUCAACAGAGCUGCAGAGGAGAUGUUGAUCGAGAGCUACCACCCCAAUCCAGCGGCGCCUAGAGUUUACAGUUCAACGAGGAGGGAGCAAGAAUGCGUGAUUUGCAUGCAAGGUUAUUCGAUGGGGUCAAUAGUGACGAAAUUGGCUUGUAACCAUGACUUUCAUGGACUUUGCAUCCACAAGUGGUCGCAAGUAAAUCAUCUCUGUCCUUUGUGUCGAUCGCCAAUUACUAAUAAGGGUGUUCAAUCCGGAUUUAUAUUCUGUUUUGGUUCGCUUUCAGGGUUUUCUCUAUUAUGA